AAGCGUAUCAGAAACAAAUUGGCUGUGGGAAGGAGGAAAUUAAUAUCACCAAUAUCAGCGAAUGAACAGAUGCAUGAUCACUACCGGAAAGUCACACAAUCAGGGUCCGUCCGUGUCUUAACUGUUGCGCGACCUCCCGUGCUUCGUUCUAUUCCUGAUUGAUCGAAUCUGCUGCAAGAAAGGGCCCGUCGUCAGCAUUUGCAGCCAUAGCUUCUUAAGGGCGGAGUGGAGUUGGCCUCCAGGGGCGGCGAUCCGACCUCUUAAGUACGCCCCUUGCGUCGCAGUAUGUUCGAGUGCGAAAGCCCCCAAUCAAUGAGCCCACACAAGAUUCUCUCGAUUCAACAUCGCCUCUCUAAUAUCGCCAUUUUGAGUUGCAUUGCAUUGCAUUGCAUUGGCGUUGGGUACUCAUUCCUGAUCCUGACCUAUGGUGGCGUGCAAAGGCUAUACCAUCUGGGAUUUUCGCAUCAGCAGCACCAACCCCACGUACUCGUGCACGACACCGCCCAUCCUUCCACUUUGGUCCAACGGCGGUGGCUUUCUGGGGAAGAUGGGCCCUUCGACGAGGGGGGUGAGACCAGGCCCGGGCUUUUCCAGUCGUCCAUUCUCAACUACGUCAUUUUAUUGAUUCUCCCAGGCGCUGUACUACCAGCGCACUAUUGGCUGGAAAUCAAGAUUCAUGGGGGAUCUCCAACUGACAUCUGAGGUCCUGAGUUUGUACCUGGUCGAACGCCGCCAGAAACUUCUCAACCUCGAGUCACAAAGGGAACAAACCCUAUGUCCUAGAAGAG
This is a messenger RNA of Aspergillus uvarum CBS 121591, 788 nucleotides long. RefSeq lists its product as uncharacterized. Bases 286 to 702 code for a protein of 138 amino acids. The record is from RefSeq and is a predicted model, not a curated record. The transcript has 2 exons. Lineage: Eukaryota; Fungi; Ascomycota; Eurotiomycetes; Eurotiales; Aspergillaceae.